Strongyloides ratti is the source of this 1200-nucleotide messenger RNA. RefSeq lists its product as hypothetical. NCBI's taxonomy places the organism in Eukaryota, Metazoa, Nematoda, Chromadorea, Rhabditida, Strongyloididae. The transcript is spliced from 3 exons. The record is from RefSeq and is a predicted model, not a curated record. The coding region runs from base 1 to 1200 and encodes 399 amino acids.
AUGAUAACAUUAAAAUUAAGUGCCUUGAUACUCAUUGUUAUUUGCGGGAUAUGUCAUCUUACAAUUGAAGGAAAAGGACGUGGUAGAAGAAAUAAAGAUAAUGGUGAUGAUUUAUUUAUCUUAUUAGAUGAGGCUAAUGUUUUCAGAUGCAGAGGAGUUAAUAAUUUAAUUACAAUAAAUGAAAGUGAUAUUAAUAUAUUAAAUGAAAAAGGAAAUAAGGUAUAUUAUAUUCAUGCACCUGGAGAUUAUUCUUUCAAUUUUGGUAAAAUUAAUGUAUUAGAUAAUUUGGGACAUCUUACUGGAGAGUUAGGUGUUACAUUACAAGUACCACUUUUAGAUGGACCAGCAGGUAUACGUUUUGAUGUUCCUUAUACUAUGAUUCCAGAAACUGGUCUUUUAAAUCAGGAGUGUGAUGAACAUUCAGGAAUUGUUGAAAGAGAUGGAAGACAAUAUUGUAGAUACUGUGAAUUAUGUAGUAUUAGUUCAAAAAUUGAAAAUACUUUAAAAAAUAAUAAAGUUUUACCUGGUCUUAAUAAAGGUGAAGAAAAACCAUUUGGACCAAAAUGUGGAAAAAUUGGUAGUAAUACAUAUGAUUUUAGAAGAACAUUACAUAUUCCUGGUAAAAGAGAACUUGAAAAAAAGAUAAAAGAAAAAAUUCAAGGUGUUGAUAGUGAAGUUAAAAAAAGAUUAAAUAAAGGUAGAGGACGUUUUCAGGUAUUUUUAAAUCUUAUAUCUGCUGAACAACCACCUAUAUCACAAAAAGCAUGGUUUGAUGGAUCAGAACAAUGUAAAGGUUGUGGACCUGGUAAUAGAGGUGGAAAAGGAAAUCCAUCAUUAUCAUUUCUUUAUUGUAAUACAGAAGAUUGUAAAAGUGCUUGGGCUCAACAAUGUCUUCAUAAUUCAGCUAAAAUAGCAGCAUGUGUAACGGUAGAAUUUAAUUAUCGUAUAACAACAAAAUACAGUGAUGUUGUACAAUUUUUAAAAGAAAAUAAUUAUCCAAAUCAAGAUGUUGUCACACCACAAUCAAUAGAAAGUCCUGUUGAAGAACCAAAUAUACCAGCACCACCUCAAUCAACAUUAGGAACUUUAAGUGAACGAUGUGUAGCUAAAAUGUCUGGUCGUUUAACACACUUACGUCGUUACUGUACAAUAUUUUGGAAUGAAAAAUUAUGUUGCCAACAUUGUGAAGGUGUUUGUUAA